Molecule: messenger RNA, 1294 nt
Organism: Callorhinus ursinus (northern fur seal)
Lineage: Eukaryota; Metazoa; Chordata; Mammalia; Carnivora; Otariidae
Gene: POLR1H
Product: RNA polymerase I subunit H
Biological process (GO): termination of RNA polymerase I transcription; DNA-templated transcription
Cellular component (GO): RNA polymerase I complex
Molecular function (GO): nucleic acid binding; zinc ion binding
Source: RefSeq, a predicted model, not a curated record
GGACCGCACGCGGUGUGCGGGUCGGGACGCGGGGCACCGCAGGGGCGGCCGCUCGGUCGGGUCCGCGGAGGCGCUGCUCCCCGUCGCUCCGCACCCCGUGCGUCAUGGACCGCGCGCGCUCCGGCUCCAGGUUCCAGUCGGACCUGGACUUCUGUCCGGAUUGCGGCUCCAUCCUGCCGCUGCCCGGGGCGCAGGACACGGUCACCUGUGUUCGCUGCGGCUUCCGCGUCCCCGUGCAAGACUUCGAGGGGAAGGCCGUGAACACCUGCAUCGUGUUCCGCAAACCGGGGACAGCCGUGCCCGUGUCGGUGGAGGAAGGGCCCGAGUUCCAGGGACCCGUGGUUGACAGGCGCUGCUCUCGAUGCGGUCACGAGGGAAUGGCCUACCACACCAGACAGAUGCGCUCAGCCGACGAGGGGCAGACGGUCUUCUACACCUGUACCAGCUGCAGGUUCCAGGAGAAGGAAGACUCUUGAUUUUUUUUCUGGGCAACUCAACAAUUCUCCCUCUUCUCUUCUUUGGACGGUGAGGGAUACUGGGUUCUUAGAUCCUUUGUCCAUCCUAGUUGAAAUAUUUUGCUCCCAUAGAAGGAAAUUAUCAUGUGGGGAUUAACACUGUCCCUAGAGUACACCUACUCUAGUUGAGUUUCCUUAUCAAAGUUAUAUUUUUCUAUGUGAGCCAGACAUAUGUAUGUUAUUUAUAACCUGUGUUCCAAAACGAAUUUAAAUGAAUUUGGAGAUUUAUUUGUUCUUUCAAUAAGUAUAUCAGCUACAAAAAUAUAUAUAAAUUAUAUAUGAGAAGGAAAAAGGAAAAAAAAAAAAGGACAAAAAAAUGGAGCCGGGAAUGAGACUAAUAGAAAAAGUAAUUAAAAGUAUUCCAUCACUAAAUCUAUUUGGUUCCUGAGUUUAGGGAAACAACAUGUAGGAAUCUGGAUAGUGGAAGAUUGAACAAAUAAUUUAACCAGAUCUCUUUAACAUGGGAGCUUGCACAACAAAAAAUCUGAUACUAAGGGACACCAGUAUGUGCUUAGUACAGUUGGACUUUUUGAAAAUUGUUUUUUUUAUUGCUGUUGAGAUAAAUGUAAUAUAUACUCAUUGUAAUGGAUUCAUACGUAGAAAGGUGGAAAAAAGUAAAAAUUACAAGGAAUCCCACUUCAGAGAGAUACCUUUUUUUUUAAAAUGGGUUUUACUAUAUACAUGCUGAGUUUUAUCUUGCUUUUUAUCAGUUUGACCAAAAACGUAAAAGGUAAAACACUGUAGUCCGGGCACAAUAAACAUUCAGAUUUACUCUGGGA